This is a messenger RNA of Brienomyrus brachyistius, 721 nucleotides long. RefSeq lists its product as uncharacterized. The record is from RefSeq and is a predicted model, not a curated record. Lineage: Eukaryota; Metazoa; Chordata; Actinopteri; Osteoglossiformes; Mormyridae. Bases 17 to 625 code for a protein of 202 amino acids. The transcript has 2 exons.
GGAGGAGUACAAGGUGAUGGAGGAGGAGUUCAAGGCAAUGGAGGAGGAGGAGAGCAAGGUAUUGGAGGAGGAGGAGAGCAAGGCAAUGGAGGAGGAGGAGUACAAGGUGAUGGAGGAGGAGUUCAAGGCAAUGGAGGAGGAGUUCAAGGGAUUGGAGGAGGAGUACAGGGCAAUGGUGGAGGAGAGCAAGGCAAUGGAGGAGGAGGAGAGCAAGGCUUUGACUUUCACAAUGGAGGAGGAGGAGAACAAGGCAAUGGCAGAGGAGUGCAAGGCAAUGGCAGAGGAGUGCAAAGCAAUGGCGGAGAAGUGCAAAGCAAUGGAGGAGGAGGAGAGCAAGGCAAUGGAGGAGGAGGAGUACAAGGCAAUGGAGGAGGAGGAGUACAAGGUGAUGGAGGAGGAGUUCAAGGCAAUGGAGGAGGAGUUCAAGGGAUUGGAUAAGUGGUACAGGGCAAUGGAGGAGGAGAGCAAGGCUUUGACUUUCACAAUGGAGGAGGAGGAGGAGAACAAGGCAAUGGCGGAAGAGUGCAAGGCAAUGGCAGAGGAGUGCAAAGCAAUGGCGGAGAAGUGCAAGGCAAUGGAGGAGGAUGAGUACAAGGCAAGGGAGAAAAUGAUGGAAGAAGUGUAGUGUAGUAUAAGACUGAACAUAGUCAAUAUGUUCUAUCAGUACUACUUAAACAUGUAAAUACUUGUAAAUACUUAUAAAUAAAGCAUUAAAAAUGAA